Messenger RNA from Cynara cardunculus var. scolymus (artichoke), 1993 nucleotides. RefSeq names its product leucine-rich repeat receptor-like serine/threonine/tyrosine-protein kinase SOBIR1. The record is from RefSeq and is a predicted model, not a curated record. NCBI's taxonomy places the organism in Eukaryota, Viridiplantae, Streptophyta, Magnoliopsida, Asterales, Asteraceae. The transcript has a single exon. Gene Ontology annotation, molecular function: protein binding; protein kinase activity; ATP binding. Gene Ontology annotation, biological process: protein phosphorylation. Bases 1 to 1908 code for a protein of 635 amino acids.
AUGGCCGCCGCCGUUUGCCACCUCUCCUUCCUUUCCUUUUUCACUCUGCUCCUGUUGGUUAAUGCUAGAUUAGAUCUCCACCCUACUGACCAUGAAGCUCUCUUCCAAAUCUACAAAGAUUUGGGUCUCUCAAGUGGCACACACGACAUUUGCAACGCCGCCGGAAUCUUUUGUGAGAGGAGGAGCUCCGACAACUCUUACGUCCUCAGGGUCACUCGUAUUGUGUUCAAGACUCGCCGGCUCAGAGGUUCUAUCUCUCCGGCAAUCGGGAAGUUGUCGGAGCUCAAGGAGCUCUCUCUACCAAACAACCACCUUGUGGACCAAAUCCCAACUCAAAUCACCGGUUGCCGGAAACUGGAAGUUCUCAACCUUCACAGUAAUAGGUUUUCAGGCAAAGUUCCUGUCGGAUUAAGUUCUCUCGUCCGACUCCGGAUUCUAGAUCUGUCUUCCAAUAAAUUCUCCGGUGAUCUGGAUUUCUUGAAUUAUUUCCCGAACCUUGAAAGCCUCUCCCUUGCCAAUAACAUGUUCACCGGAAAAGUACCAGCCUCAUUACGGUCUUUCAGAAAUCUCCGAUUCUUCAACAUCUCAGGCAAUAGUUUCUUGGAGGGUCCAAUGCCGAAAAUGAACCAAUUGGAAUCUUCGUCGACGGAGCUACGAAACGGGAACGAGAAACUUGUUCCAAAACGUUACAUCUUUGCCGAGUCUAAUUCAAAUUCUUCAUCGGCGGUGAGAAAUCAAACCAGACAAGGAGGUUCUGUCUCUGAUAAUAUCCAAGCUCCGGCACCAUCUCCGGCAGGAGGGCGAGCUCCUGAUAAACCCAAGAAGAAGAAAAGAGUCAUACGUUGGAUCCUUGGGUUUUUAGCCGGAAUAGUAGCCGGAAUUAUAUGUGGGAUCGUUUUCUCAAUACUUUUCAAGUUAAUUAUGAAUGUGGUCAAAGGCAAAAAGAAUGAUUCCGGCCCAGCGAUCUUCAGUCAAAUGAUCAAAGCCGAAGAACUAGCUUUCUUGGAGAAAGAAGAUGGAGUGGCAUCGCUGCAAAUCAUCGGAAAAGGUGGAUGUGGAGAAGUAUACAAAACCGAAUUGCCGGAAGGCAAAAUCAAAACAAUCGCCAUAAAGAAGAUCGUACAGCCUCCAAAAGAAGCCACAGAGCUAGCCGAAGAAGAUACAAAGCUUCUCAACAAGAAAAUGCGUCAGAUCAAAUCUGAAAUCCAAACCGUCGGCCAAAUCCGACACCGGAAUUUACUUCCGUUACUUGCCCACGUUUCCCGACCAACCUGUCAUUACCUAGUGUACGAGUUCAUGAAAAAUGGCAGCUUACAGGAUAUCCUACAAGAAGUUAAAGAGGGUCGGAGAGAAUUGGAUUGGCUGGCACGGCACCGAGUUGCACUCGGAGUCGCCGCCGGGCUUGAAUAUCUCCACCUGAGUCACACUCCACGUAUCGUUCACAGAGAUUUAAAGCCAGCCAACGUCCUCCUGGAUGACGAUAUGGAAGCACGAAUCGCCGAUUUUGGGCUAGCGAAAUCAAUCCCAGAUGCCGAUACCCACAUGACGAGUUCCAAUGUCGCGGGAACUCUGGGAUACAUCGCGCCGGAGUAUCACCAGACGAUGAAGUUCACCGACAAGUGUGACAUCUACAGUUUCGGGAUACUGCUAGCAGUGCUGGUAAUGGGGAAGCUUCCAUCGGACGAGUUUUUCCAGCGGACGUCGGAGAUGAGUUUGGUGAAAUGGAUGAGAAAUGUGAUGACUUCUGAUGAUCCAAAACAAGCAAUUGAUCCAAAUCUGAUUGGAAAUGGGUAUGAAGAACAGAUGCUGCUUGUUCUUAAGAUUGCUUGCUUCUGUACCUUGGAUAAUCCAAAAGAGAGGCCUAACAGUAAAGAUGCAAGAACCAUGUUGGAUCAGAUCAAACAUUAAAUAUGUAAUUGUGGAAUAAGAAAGAUUCAUGAUAUAUCUGUAAUAGAAUCUGAAAGUGUUAGAUAUAUUCAAAAAUUGUUUAUUA